GCCUCUUUAAACUUAGUAUUUUUUCUAGACCCAAACGUGGCGGAAUAAGUCAUUUUGUGUUGUCGCUUAGCAAACAUGCACCGAAAAUCCUUGAUGCGAGUAAUUUUGACAUUUUUCUGCCUAUAUGAUUUGACUCAAUGUAAUACCAUCCUACCAGAUCCCGCUGAGCUAUGCAGUCUAUUCGAGGAUGGCACUCGUAUCCGCAAGCCCGGUUCGUGUACAGAGUAUAUUCUUUGCGCAAACUCUAUGGGUACUACCUACUCGUGUCCAUCUAACCAGAAGUUCGAUCGCGCGAAACAAGGCUGCGUUUUAGAAACAAACCUAACUGAUACGGAUGACUAUUGCCGAAAUCGCUGCGAGGGCAUCGAUGGCAAGUGGAUUACCGACCCGGCUUCUUGCAAGGGAUAUCUCUAUUGUAGAGAAGGCCAGCCAAUCCAGGGCUACUGCGAAAAUGAUUAUGUUUUCAAUGAGAACGAUGCGAUGUGCGAUUUUGCGGAGAACCUUAGUUGUAAUGUAGUGCAUGAAAUCUGCGACUUGGUGCCGGAAGGCACACUGUAUCGCAACACAGCCGAUUGCAGUAAGUACUACAAGUGCACGAAGGGCAAAAGCGUAAGUACCAGUUGUGCUAGGAAUACCCAUUACAAUGUGCAAACGAAAACGUGCGGUAAACAGUGGCUGGAUGAUGCUUGCGUGCCUACUUUUAGCUGUGGUACAAGCUCAAGAAUUCUAAAGGGCUUCCAAUCGGAUGGUGUCACAUGUCGAGGCUAUUUCUAUUGCCGCGACUUUGGAACCGUACGGGACUUAGAGCCCAAUUAUGGUCGAUGCCCGGAGGGAACGUUUUAUGACCAAACCGCCCUGGCAUGUAUUGACCCCUUAGAUUCGGAUUGCAGUUAUAAUCGGUGUCAGGGUCGUGGUAAUAGCUACGUGCAGACCAACGAAGAUGACUGUCGAAAUUACAUUGUUUGCGAAAAUGGCGUGGAGGUCAAAAGGCAACGUUGCAGUGGCGACCAGUUUUUCGAUGAAAAAAUGCAAGUCUGUGUAAAAAGUAUUGUAUCUUAUAAGUGCUGCGAUGGCAAAUAA
This is a messenger RNA of Rhagoletis zephyria (snowberry fruit fly), 1080 nucleotides long. RefSeq names its product peritrophin-44. Gene Ontology annotation, molecular function: chitin binding. Gene Ontology annotation, cellular component: extracellular region. The record is from RefSeq and is a predicted model, not a curated record. Lineage: Eukaryota; Metazoa; Arthropoda; Insecta; Diptera; Tephritidae.